ACCAAUCAAUCCAAAAUAGAAGGAAAUGAAUUAUUUUGGCUGAUGGGCCUAUAAAAAAUGGUUGGUAUAAUUGGGCCGAACCGAAAGAAGAAGAAACCAAAACCCUAAUUGACACUACUAUAUAAAUCUACGUUAAACCUAACAACUCUCACAAAGCCUCUCAAAAACCUAGCAGCAACACUUUUCAUUCAUUCCACACAGAAAAUGGCUGAGACCCUCGUUCUUCGCGGCACCUUACGUGCUCACACAGAUGUUGUAACCGCCAUUGCAACCCCAAUCGACAACUCCGACAUGAUUGUCACUGCUUCACGUGACAAAUCCAUCAUCCUCUGGCACCUUACCAAGGAGGACAAGACCUACGGUGUUCCCCGCCGCCGUCUCACCGGUCAUUCUCACUUUGUCCAGGAUGUUGUUCUCUCAUCCGACGGUCAGUUUGCUCUCUCCGGUUCAUGGGACGGUGAACUCCGUCUUUGGGAUCUGAACGCUGGAACCUCCGCACGCAGAUUCGUUGGUCACACGAAAGAUGUUCUCUCUGUUGCUUUCUCGAUCGACAACCGUCAGAUCGUGUCUGCAUCUCGUGACCGGACGAUUAAGCUGUGGAACACUCUUGGUGAAUGCAAAUACACUAUUCAAGAUGGUGAUGCUCAUUCUGAUUGGGUUAGCUGUGUUCGAUUCAGCCCUAGCACUCUUCAGCCAACAAUUGUUUCUGCUUCUUGGGAUCGUACUGUUAAGGUUUGGAAUCUGACUAAUUGUAAGCUGAGAAACACUCUUGCUGGACAUUCUGGUUAUGUGAACACUGUUGCUGUUUCACCUGAUGGUUCUCUUUGUGCUUCUGGUGGCAAAGAUGGUCUUAUUCUUUUGUGGGAUUUGGCUGAGGGAAAGAGACUUUAUUCUCUUGAUGCUGGUUCUAUUAUUCAUGCUUUGUGUUUCAGUCCUAAUAGGUACUGGCUAUGUGCUGCAACUGAGUCCAGCAUCAAGAUCUGGGAUUUGGAGAGCAAGAGCAUUGUUGAGGAUUUGAAGAUUGACCUUAAGAGUGAAGCUGAUGCUAACUCUGGUGCUGGUGGUACCACUACUACCAAGAAGAAGGUUAUCUACUGUACUAGCUUGAACUGGAGUGCAGAUGGAAGCACCUUGUUCAGUGGAUAUACGGAUGGUGUCGUCAGAGUUUGGGGUAUCGGCCGUUUUUAGUUAAUCUGCAGUAAUCUAUGUGUUAAUCACAUUUGAACUUUUGUUUUUGAUUUUCGAGACAAAUUUAGUUACCGCAUUACCGUAGAAACAAUUUUAAUUUUGAAGACAAUGGCUUUGUGGCCUGUUUUAUUUUAAUGUUUGCUUUUGUUUCUUUCUCCAAGUAACAAGUAUAAUCUUUCUUUAUUUUGGAAUAUGUAUGAAGUUUAGUUGUUGUUGCAUCA
Messenger RNA from Trifolium pratense (red clover), 1409 nucleotides. RefSeq names its product guanine nucleotide-binding protein subunit beta-like protein. The transcript is spliced from 2 exons. Gene Ontology annotation, cellular component: nucleus; cytosol. The coding region runs from base 205 to 1188 and encodes 327 amino acids. The record is from RefSeq and is a predicted model, not a curated record. Gene Ontology annotation, molecular function: translation regulator activity; ribosome binding; protein kinase C binding. Lineage: Eukaryota; Viridiplantae; Streptophyta; Magnoliopsida; Fabales; Fabaceae. Gene Ontology annotation, biological process: rescue of stalled cytosolic ribosome; positive regulation of protein phosphorylation.